This is a messenger RNA of Arabidopsis lyrata subsp. lyrata, 1496 nucleotides long. Its product is annotated as WUSCHEL-related homeobox 1. Gene Ontology annotation, biological process: plant organ development. Gene Ontology annotation, molecular function: DNA-binding transcription factor activity; DNA binding. The transcript has 4 exons. Lineage: Eukaryota; Viridiplantae; Streptophyta; Magnoliopsida; Brassicales; Brassicaceae. Bases 272 to 1318 code for a protein of 348 amino acids. The record is from RefSeq and is a predicted model, not a curated record.
UCUAUAAAUAUAUACACACAAAACCACCCCAUUAGCAUGCUCCCAUUCUCACAUUCACAUUACAAAGAUAUCUAAACUUUAUCACUCUCUCCAAACCCAUAAGCCAAAAUAGCCAAAACCACUUUCUACCAUUUGUCUAUUUCUCCUUCAACCCUAUCAUUCACAUCUCCUCAAUUUCGAUAAAACAAACAAAACCCUAAUAUUUACUUGCUAUCGCUGUCUCUCUCUCCCUUCUCCUCUAUAAACAUACAUAUAAAUUAAGUACACCAAAAUGUGGACGAUGGGUUACAACGAAGGGGGCGGAGAUUCCUUCAACGGAGGAAGAAAGCUUCGUCCUCUCAUCCCACGCCUCUCAUCUUGUCCCACCGCCGCCGUAAACACCAACUCCGACCACCGCUUUAAUAUGGCAGUGGUGACGAUGACGGCGGAGCAGAACAAGAGGGAGCUGAUGAUGCUAAACUCAGAACCUCAACAUCCACCGGUAAUGGUGAGCUCACGGUGGAAUCCGACGCCAGAUCAGUUAAGGGUUCUUGAAGAGCUUUACCGACAAGGAACUAGAACUCCUUCUGCCGACCACAUCCAACAAAUCACGGCACAACUACGACGGUACGGGAAGAUAGAAGGCAAAAACGUUUUCUAUUGGUUCCAAAACCACAAAGCCCGAGAACGCCAGAAACGACGACGACAGAUGGAAGCUGGUCAUGAAGAAUCGGUCUUUUCAACAACAAGUCUUGUCUCAAACCACGGAUUCGACAAGAAAGAUCCGUCAGGUUACAAGGUUGAACAGUCCAAGAACUGGAUAUGUUCGAUCGGAUGCGACACACAACCAGAGAAACCUUCCCAUGAUCAUCAUCUGGAGGAGCCAGCGAACAUACGGGUCGAGCGCAAUGGUCGUUGUGGAGGAGACGAGAGACGAAGCGUUUUAGGGAUAAACGCCACGUGGCAGAUGAUGCAGUUGCCACCUGGUUUCUACCCUUCUCCACAUCAUCAUCAUCAACGUAACCUCAUUCUCAAUUCAACUACUGUUUCCUCCAACAUGUCCAAUAGCAACAUUACUGUUUCUGUUGCUAAAGAUACGGUCACGAUUUCACCUGUAUUUCUACGUACCAGAGAAGCAGCGAACACAGAGACUUGUCGUCGAAAUUGUGAUGAUAAUAAAGAUCAAGAACGAGAUUGCUCUAACGGUGAACCGGAUCAUCAAGAACAGACACUUGAGCUGUUUCCACUGAGAAAAGAAGGGUUUUGUAGCGAUGGUGAGAAAGAGAAGGAGAUCAAUAGUAUUCACUGUUUCUAUGAGUUUCUGCCUAUGAAGAACUAAACAUAAUUGAAUUCUUUCAAGAGAAACACCCUUUUGUGUUAUUAGAUGAUUAGUUUAAUUAUUCACCCAAGUUAGAAAGAGUGAAAAGGGGUUAAUUAGGGUUUUGUCUAGGAGUAAGGGCAGGCGUGUCUUUAUGGUGUUGAUGUUAACAUUUCAUAAGGGUUUGCCUUAAAAUGCA